GGGAAGUGUCAACGUCGUGUUCGUUUAUGGUGCUUUCUGUUUUUUCUUUUUAUCAUUCACUCUAACGUAUAUAAUCGAACGAUAGGUAGUAACGUAUCUUCGUACUUCUCUAGUGUAGUAUCGAAAAUCGGUUGUAAAAAAAAGGUUAAAUAUGGCUGUAGCGAGUGGUGCUAUGUAUAACACGAGAACCGUCGUUCCAUCGUUCAUGUCGUCGAACAUAUAUUAUGGUUACGUGCCGACUUAUAAAAAAGAAUGUCAACUGAAUCCCGUGUUAGAGCACGAGGAAGUUAGUAAAAUGCCGGUGUACAAUAGCUGUACCUAUGGCACAGCUAUGGAAACCGACGAUGACGGAUGCGAUUAUUCUAUGGCAUCUUGCUAUUUGAAUAACGAUUCCGUGAUUCUAGAAGCGUCGGCGCAGAAUCGGUUGAGAGUAAAUGAUCAGCAACGGCAGUGUCAACAGCAGGCGAGCCACGACGACGCGGACACGCUUCGACGGAGAAACCGGAAGCGAUCCAAUGGUGAUCACAGUCCUGUCUGCGAGCUGAAAAAAUUUCGUGAAGGCAGUGGUAACAACCACGUACACCAAGGCACAAGAAGUACAAAGGACUAUGGAUUGGCCAAGGUGUCUUAUGAGCCGGAACUAUUGCUUGUAAAUACAACCAAUGACAAAGACCUGGAGCAAGCCAGUAUCACAAACAAGAGCUGCUGUUUGGCAGCAGGUAAUCAUAAUCUCUUAAGUAAUACAAAUAAUAAAUAUUUGGUCUCAAGCAGUGGGUUUAAAUCAUUUGAAAACAAUGACGAGUAUGAGACAAUUUUAUUUGAAACACAUGGGUGCUCCAUAUAUCACCUUCAUCGUUUGCAAAUGCUUGAUAGUGACUGCACAGAGACGGAAUUUUAAGUAGGAUACUUGACAAUCAUUUCUAACAUUUAUAUUUUUUGUAUUUGCAUCGAAAAGUGUAUAUUCAUUACUCAUAAGUAUGUCAUUACACUGUAUCAUGAAGUUGGAAAUAAAUACUUAC
Molecule: messenger RNA, 1019 nt
Organism: Dufourea novaeangliae
Lineage: Eukaryota; Metazoa; Arthropoda; Insecta; Hymenoptera; Halictidae
Exons: 2
Coding region: 152-898 (248 amino acids)
Source: RefSeq, a predicted model, not a curated record